AUGUUGGUGAAACAACUCUUGAAUUUUAUCGCGUUAGUCACGCUCGUCCGUGCACAAUCCUUCAUAGGAUGCGUGGAUAAUAUGCCUAGCGAUACCAACGAAGUGGAGAUCGAGGGUGAUUGUCAGAGUACAUGUAAAAAUCAAGGAUACGAAUACGCUUUCUGGUCAGCUUUCGAAACGGAUUGUCAAUGUGGGAAUUCACCACCCAAGACGUUCAUGUAUAAUGUCGCUCAAGAUGAAUAUGGGAAAUGUCUACCUUAUGAUCGUGAGGUGACCAAAAUACACGUUCCAUUACAAUUCCACCUUUGCGCCAAAACCAUCGAACUGUCGUCCACAAAAUUGGUCAAAGCAACUAGUACGAUAGUCGGUACGAUGUCAGAAUGCUUCGACCUUUGUCCUGAAGCGGAUUACAUUGCCAUUGCCCCCCAAUGGGUCAAAACGACAUACGAAUGUAGAUGUGGUGGAAUGCCUAUAUCUUACAAUCCGAUGAUAUGCGGUGAGGGUACCUUUUAUGGUUACUCCAACCCAUCUUCCAAGGGGAAUAGAAGGAAGGGUACGGCAGGGAAGAAAUCGAAACCGCAGAGGUUGGGUAAACAGCAGGUGGAGAAAGUGGAGAAGGGGGAAGGUAGACCGAAUAAGUAUUAUGGAGCUCUGUAA
This is a messenger RNA of Kwoniella botswanensis, 657 nucleotides long. RefSeq lists its product as uncharacterized. The record is from RefSeq and is a predicted model, not a curated record. Bases 1 to 657 code for a protein of 218 amino acids. The transcript has 3 exons. Lineage: Eukaryota; Fungi; Basidiomycota; Tremellomycetes; Tremellales; Cryptococcaceae.